AUGGCCGAAGAAACCUGCUGCGGGUGCGUCACUCUCGACGAAGACAAUGAGUACGACAUGGGGUUUCAUAUCGGCUCCAUCUUCAUCAUUUUCGCUGUAUCGGCCGCCGGCACUAUGAUCCCGAUCAUCUCGCAAAAGAUUCCUCAAUGUAAGGCCAACUCAAUCAUCAUGGAAGCCAUCAGCGCGUUCGCCUACGGUGUGGUCAUUGCCACAGGUCUCAUCCACAUGGUCAACGAGGGGAUUGAGAAGCUAAGCAACGAAUGUCUCGGAGCUGUCGUGGAAAACUACGAGAGCCUGGGUCUCGCCUUUGUGCUGAUCACUCUUGUGGUCAUGCACCUCAUCGAGUGCGAGAGCACAGUAUUCUUCGGUGCUCAGGGCUCAAUGCUCCAUGGUCACGGUCACGCCCACGGCGAGGUGCUCGUACAGGAAGCCGUCAUUACUCCGGAAGGCGCGAUGACUCCGCGACCAGCUGAUCAUCUUUACCACGAUAAGUCUCUGGACCACAGUGAUCACGACUCUAAGAUCCGUCGCAAAAUUGCCACAUUAAUCUUCGAAGCCGGGGUCAUUUUCCACUCCGUCAUCAUCGGUCUUGGCCUUGGUGUGACUACCGGCUCGGAUUUCAAGACACUUCUAGCUGCUCUAUGUUUCCACCAAUUCUUCGAAGGUGUCGCUAUUGGCACGUCUGCUUUGAGCUCGCUGGAGAGUAAAAGUAAACUCUUUAUGGUUAACUUCGCAUUUGCUAUCACCACUCCAAUCGGCCAAGUGAUCGGGAUCGGGAUCCGUAGCACGUACUCAGACUCAUCGACGACUGCGCUGUGGGUUCAGGGAAUCUUGGACUGUGUCGCUGGUGGCAUUCUGCUGUACACGGGUCUGGUAGAGCUGCUGACAUACAACAUGACCACGAACGGCCAAUUCCUAUCACGUCCGGCGGCACAGCGCUUCACGCUAUACAUCUCUCUGUGGCUGGGUGCCGGUUUGAUGGCACUCAUCGGCAAGUGGGCGUAA
Molecule: messenger RNA, 1005 nt
Organism: Phytophthora infestans T30-4
Lineage: Eukaryota; Oomycota; Peronosporomycetes; Peronosporales; Peronosporaceae
Product: Zinc (Zn2)-Iron (Fe2) Permease (ZIP) Family
Exons: 1
Coding region: 1-1005 (334 amino acids)
Biological process (GO): zinc ion transmembrane transport
Cellular component (GO): plasma membrane
Molecular function (GO): zinc ion transmembrane transporter activity
Source: RefSeq, a predicted model, not a curated record